AUGGACCUUCCCUAUUACCAUGGUCCCCUGACCAAACAAGCCUGUGAGACUUUACUGCUCCAGGAUGGGAAAGAUGGCAAGUUUCUCUUAAGAGACAGUGAGUCAGUCCCAGGAGCCCUGUGCCUCUGUGUCUUGUUUCAAAAUAAGAUCUACACAUACCGAAUCAGAAAAGAAAAAUAUGGAUACUAUACAAUAGAGACAGCAAAAAGUGUUAGAAAGCAGCUGUUUCCCAACCUAGAGAGAACUAAUCUCCAAUUUGAAAAACCAGGUCAGGAUUAGUGGUUCAUCUCCGUUAACCCGGUAAAGAAAAAUAAUGUAUACCAGAGUUGGAAAAACCCACCAGAGGCUUUGAAUGAUAGUGAUUAUGUGAAUGUCAACAGUGAAGAUUAUGUGGAAGUCAUCCCUUAAAUUCUAACCCAGUGAGCAUGAAAAGAGGCAGCCUACGGCUUCUCAGGCUGUUAGGGUAAAGCCCUCAAACCUCCAAAUUCUCUGGCUUUUGCUGAGGUUUUCACCACCACAUCCUAGCCCUGGACUCGGGUCUUCCUUGCCAAUCAGAGAACUGGACAGUCCGUGCCUGUUUGCCUUAACUUUAUAUCCAGUCAUGGUCCAAGAAAGGAAACUGCCUGUAGAACUGGAAAUGUAAAUGUAGCUUAGAGACACGUACCCCUCCACCCCAACAACAUCUUCUCAGGAUCCCUGCACAGCUAAAGCAGGUAGCCCUAACUUAGCCCGAUAGUUAAAAAUGUAAUUACGACCAAAUAGCCCUCAUCACUCCAUAUACAACCCAGAGAGGCCCCACAAACUGAUAUGAGGUCCUUGAAACUUCUUAUCUCAGAACUCGGACUCCGGAGCCCCAGAUUCAGCGUGAUUGUGUGGAGGUAAUCUGUUAUGCAAAUUAUUCUCUCACCUCCCAUCCAGCACAACUUUCUCUAUUCAGGAGAUAGUAAGCCCAAAGCAGUCAAUUAAGCCGUAAAGACAGUGUAAAUAACAAGAAAGGGAACUGAGAGUAGAAUCUUAUCUGCCUCCCAUCCGUAAUUAAGACAGUCACCUCAAGUCUCUUGUCUGAUCUCAGGGAAUUCUCUUCUAAUCCACUCUUAAUUCCCACUACCCAUGGCGAUAUGGAAGAGAGACCAAGGUGCUCCUGAACUCUACUUCUGGCUAAAUGGUGGACAGAGAAUUGCUGGAGGUGAGGAGCAGUUAGAGCUCUGGCAAGUCUCUUGCCUUGACCGUGACUUUUUUUUUUACUAGGUUAAAUUUCACAUUCAGUUGCA
Dromiciops gliroides (monito del monte) is the source of this 1271-nucleotide messenger RNA. RefSeq names its product SH2 domain containing 1B (gene SH2D1B). Lineage: Eukaryota; Metazoa; Chordata; Mammalia; Microbiotheria; Microbiotheriidae. The record is from RefSeq and is a predicted model, not a curated record. The transcript is spliced from 4 exons.